UACUUUUAUGUGACUUGCGAAGACUAUAUAAAAACACCGAAUUUCGAUUUUCAAAAUGAAAGAUUUUCCGCUGAGAGGCAAAAUCCCGCGGUACUGAAAAGAGUAGCGAGAAACUUGUCGGGGAAGAAUCGCCAUGGAUGAUGUUGAUCGUUUGUUUGAAUGCUUCAAAUGCGGCGUCAAUCCUCCUGAAUCUGCAAUUAGAGAGAGAAAAACAAGUGUGAGUAGACUGAAGAAAGAUAAUUCAAGUGUUAAGGAUAACAACUCACCAAGUUCAGCAGGACAAGGCGAUAAAAUUACCCCGAAUGCAUGCAGAAGAUCAGAAAGUCUUGAUUCAGUGACAAAUAAAACAAACAAGCUCAUUGCUGGUAGGCAAAUUUCUCCUGGUGUGUUCUAUGGAUCACCACACGGAGUGCCUCCAAAGAGGCCAUCAAGUUUACUGCGGGUAUUGCGUGAAAUACACCUUGAUAUUGCUGGAAGACGUAAAUCCAACUUAAGGAAGCAAAUAUGGGCUACAUUUCCAAAACAGGAUGAUGCUAUGAAAUUUGCAAAAGAACAAGACAAUGUUCGCAUAUUCAGUUACCAAGACCACUUCAGUGGUCAAAGAAGAUUUCUUGUUUCAACCUAUCAAGAGUUCUGGAGAAGGUACAAGAAUAUGGAUUCGAAGUCACGUCAUCAUUAUGAGGUGAUUCAAGAGGGUUUCCCUUGUCAUCUCUACUUUGAUCUGGAGUUCAAUAGAUUGGAGAAUAUUGAUAAAGAUGGUAAUCAAAUGGUUGAUCUUCUAUUGCUGGUCAUGUUUGAGGCAUUAUAUGAGAAAUAUCAAAUACAAGGGGAAGAAGAUUGGGUUGUAGAACUCGAUUCCUCCACUGAAGCAAAGUUCUCUCGCCAUUUGGUACUACGUAUUCCAAAGGUGGCUUUCAAGGACAAUUCCCAUGCUGGUGCUUUUGUUUCUGAGUUGUUCUCACGAAUUUAUAGCGCAAGGGAGAAGGAUGCAAGAUUCCAGCAACUCUUUAUUUCCAAAGAUUCUAGCUCUGCAGGACCUUCUAUGCAACUAUUUGUGGAUAAUGCUGUAUAUACAAGAAAUCGUUGCUUCCGCUUAGCUCUAUCAUCAAAAGCUGGGAAGACCUCGGUGCUUCGGCCUACUGGGCGGUUCAAGUGUAGGGAUAUGUGUGAAGAAGAUGUUUUCAUGGCAUCCUUGAUCUGCAAUAUGGAUGACGACUGUGAAAAGCUUUUAGUCUGCAAAAUGGAUUUGGACUGUGUCAAAACUCUGCAGUUUGAUACCGAAGUUAAAUUUACUUGUAGAAGACCUGCUAGUGUUCUCCAAGAAUUCCCAGCUAAUAUUUGCGGAAGUGAUGUCUCAAGAUCUUAUCUAACGGGAGCAUCUCCAUUUCCUUCCCUGGAUGCAUUCAUAGAAUCUGUUGCUUCUUUUGGAGCAGUGACUGGAAAGAUCCGAAGCUGGUAUUGGUUCUCUGAGUACAGGCUGCUAGUCUACAGUAUGUCAAAGAGCAGAUACUGUGAACGAAUUGGUCGAGAACACAAAAGCAAUCAUGUUAUGUAUGUGGUAGACCUACAGUGGGCACUUUACUAUCAGAAAUGUUAUGAUCCUGACUGCCAAGGCUAUCGGUCUCCCUCUCGUCCCAUUCCGAAUGAUCUGAUCCCUGAAAUACCCAGUGAGAGGCACACAGGAGUUCUUGAUGAUGCCCUAGCUGAAAAUAAGUUUGAGCUAGCUGAUAAUGACCCGGAAUUUAUGGUCCAAAAUGGUCAAGAAAGCAUGAUAGAUGAAGACAGUGAUGAUAGUUGGUGGUUUGAAGCAGUGAAAGCUGCUGACAAUAUUGAAAAUGUUGGAAAUUUAUUACUCAGUGCCAUGGAUAAUGCUGCUGAAGAUGAUGAUGAAUGGUGGAUGGAAGUUGAGAGGACUGCAUCUCAGGCUGAAUUAAACUGCCACAGUUGAAGAUGUUGUAGACAUUCCCAUGCCGGUCUUCUAGCUCAUCCUUUUUCACCAGACAUCAUGUAUGUUUCUCUGGACUUCACAGAAGAUACGGUAAUCAUUUCUCCCUCGAUUCUACAUUCAUUUUCACACUUGGGAUUGUCAUGGAGGUUAAGAAUAUUAGUUAAAUGUGUAAAAGUAAAACAAAUUGAAGAAAAAAGGGAAGAGAAACUGGUCAAAUGAAACAGAGAUUUAAGGGAUGGAGUUAGAAAAAGGAACUGAAGGCGAUAGAUGAAUUUGGGAUCGAGGGAGUAUCUUAGUAGUAUGCAGACUCCAGAGAGGAGUUCUCUGACAUAUUUCCUGUAGAAAGCAACCUACUUUUUCCUAUCUUCUACAACUAAUCAAGAGGGCAUUUGGUGAUUAACACCUGCAACUCUGAAGUUGUGCAUUUUCCAGAGGAAAUCUGUGGCUAACUGCAGCACAGCAGCAGUGGGUUUACUUAUAAACAAGGGAUUAAGGAAGCUGCAGAGUCGUAAUCUACUUGUAAAGUUUGAAGUUAAGCUCUGAAAGAGUGUUAGAUGUCCUAAAUUCAUGUAUAAUCAGUUUUUAGGAGUUCUAUCAGUAAUUAUUUAUCAUCAAGUAUGGCUGUAUGGGAUGCAGUACACCAUAUUUUGCCUGACCUGUAAUCGAGCUGGGGUUGAACUGCUUGAUAAACAUUGAAUUAUUUGAAAAAAACUACCAUGAAA
Spinacia oleracea (spinach) is the source of this 2670-nucleotide messenger RNA. RefSeq lists its product as uncharacterized. The record is from RefSeq and is a predicted model, not a curated record. The transcript is spliced from 14 exons. Gene Ontology annotation, cellular component: mitochondrial matrix; nucleus. Gene Ontology annotation, biological process: mitochondrial DNA replication; response to UV; replication fork processing. The coding region runs from base 134 to 1948 and encodes 604 amino acids. Gene Ontology annotation, molecular function: chromatin binding; DNA-directed DNA polymerase activity. Lineage: Eukaryota; Viridiplantae; Streptophyta; Magnoliopsida; Caryophyllales; Amaranthaceae.